AUGCUUGUUUGCAAUGAAGAAGCAGAAAAUUGUAUGUUUAGCCGUUGUGUAUCUUGUGAAAAUAAUUUUAAUAAUAAAAUCUUAAAUAUUGUUAAUGAUCCAAAACAACAAAUUCAAUGGUUUCAAUGGAUAUAUCAGGAUGGAAAAACCAAAAAAGUUGAAUUUAAUGAUACUAUUGAACAAUGUUUAGCAGUUUUGAAAGAAAAACUUGGACCAUUCUGGGUUCAUGUUUUCACUAAACGGAAGCAAGCUGCUUUUUUUUCAAAAAAAUGA
Molecule: messenger RNA, 273 nt
Organism: Rotaria sp. Silwood2
Lineage: Eukaryota; Metazoa; Rotifera; Eurotatoria; Philodinida; Philodinidae
Source: the annotation of a GenBank genome assembly